AUGUCAUUAAUUUACUUUAACUCUGUACAUCACAUCCUCUCAAUCACAGCACCAGUAACCCCACCGAACUAUGCCUCUCCCUGGCUCGCUCCCCAUCUCUCGAUACUACCUGGAGUGAGAGUGAUCAUCGUGAACCCGGAGACCAGGGGUCCCCUGGGAGACUCACACCUCGGGGAGAUCUGGGUGACCAGUGCUCACAACUCCAGUGGGUACUACGCCAUCGACGGUGAUGAGUCUCUCCAGGCCGACCACUUCAACACCAGGCUCAGCUUCGGUGAUGUCCAGACCCUGUGGGCCAGGACCGGCUACCUGGGCUUCGUUCGCAGGACCGAACUCACCGACGCCAGCGGGGAUCGACACGAUGCACUUUACAUCGUUGGAGCCCUAGACGAGACCCUGGAGUUACGAGGCCUUCGGUAUCAUCCCAUCGAUAUAGAAACAUCCGUGUCCCGGUCUCACCGGGGAAUCGGAGACUGCGCGGUCUUCACCUGGACGAACCUGCUGGUGGUGGUGGCGGAGCUCGAUGGCUCGGAGAAAGAGGCCCUGGACCUGGUGCCGGCAGUGACAGGGGCCGUGCUGGAGGAGCACCAGCUGAUCGUCGGGGUGGUGGUCGUGGUGGACCGGGGGGUGGUCCCCGUCAACUCGAGGGGGGAGAAACAGCGCAUGCACCUCAGGGACAGCUUCCUGGCCGACCAGCUCGACCCCAUCUACGUCGCCUACAACAUGUGAAGUGGGCGGGAGACCCGACCCCCGGCACCGUCAGGCCAGAGGAGGGGAGAGCGCGGGACUUGGCGGGGUUGGGUGG
This is a messenger RNA of Rhincodon typus (whale shark), 805 nucleotides long. Its product is annotated as disco-interacting protein 2 homolog B-A-like. Bases 1 to 729 code for a protein of 242 amino acids. NCBI's taxonomy places the organism in Eukaryota, Metazoa, Chordata, Chondrichthyes, Orectolobiformes, Rhincodontidae. The transcript has 5 exons. The record is from RefSeq and is a predicted model, not a curated record.